UAAAGCGCCGUCUUUUGGACGCAUCUAUUUGUAAAGGGGAAGCUACUCGAUUUUACAAAAUAGUACACUCCCCUGUACUUGACAGUUAAUGGGCCAUCGUGUUGGAAAAAUAGUCUUCAAGGGUUGUAUAAGACAAUCAGCUGUAAGAUCGUCAAUAACGUCAAGUGCCAAAGUGAACACAAAAGGUCGUACAGCAAGUCAGCCACCAACAUAUCUCAGCCAACCACAACAGCAAAUUUCAUGUGCUAGAAACUUAAGUACAAAACAAUUCAUAAUGAGUUUACAUAUGAAAGCUAGAUGUAAGAUUUAUCCUCGAGAAAAAGAGGUUUUUCGAUGUCCAGUUCCCGAUGAUAAAGUGCCAUGGAGUGUUGAUUUUCUAGACUAUGAACCUGUAAACUUCACAAGUAAAAGUGUAUUAUCACAGCCUGUGUGGGCAGACCCUCCAGAUCCAAGUGAAAUUCGGGCAUUCAAUACAGUGGAUACAUCAUGCAAUGUGAACAGAAAAACUUAUGAGGGAAAGGGCUAUGAGGUUGUUGAUGGAUAUCCGAGAAAUCCUCGAGGUCGCACAGGAGUUACUGGGCGUGGAUGUCUUGGACGUUGGGGACCAAAUCAUGCUGCAGAUCCCAUUGUAACUAGAUGGAAGAGGGACGAGAACAAUGAAAUUGUGAUCGGAGGUGACGGGAAACCUGUCCUUCAGUUUGUGUCCGUACAGAGAAGGGACAAUGGUGAAUGGGCUUUACCAGGGGGAAUGGUUGAUCCUGGUGAGAAUAGAACGGCGACCUUGAUACGUGAGUUUGGGGAGGAAGCUCUCAACUCGUUAGAAAAGACAGAUGAAGAAAAACAAAAAAUUAAGAGAAUGCUCACAGAUUUAUUUGUUAAUAAAGGAGAAGUGAUAUAUAGAGGAUAUGUUGACGACCCUCGUAACACUGACAAUUCAUGGAUGGAGACGAAGGCCAUUAACUUCCAUGAUGACGAUGGCACUGGGGUGGGAGCUUUCCAGUUACAUGCAGGUGAUGACGCCCAAGCAGUUCAAUGGAAGGACAUAGAUAGUGGUCUAGAACUUUACGCAAGCCAUAAAGAUUUCAUCAAAGAAACGGUCAAACGAAGAAAUGCCCACUGGGAUAGCAGUCCGGUUUAACAAAAAAUAUAAGCUUUACAUUUAUUGAAUUCCAUUUUUAGAAAUCAGACCAUGUGACCCCACCUUACAGUUUAUUUUGAUCUGGUGGCAGUACUCUAAGAGUUUUCCAUAUCGUUAUAUUGUUGUGAAACUUGUCAUAGUCUGCAAUAACAAAUCAAGUUCGCACAUAGAUAUUAAAAUUGUUAUUAUGAUUAUUAUUAUUUUAUAUAUAUUAUAGAACAUUUUUUUAUGAAAAUAGAGUUUUAUUAUACAUAUAUAUUCAUGUUUAGAUUUCAAACCUACUCAAAAGCUGUUUUACUUCACAUGACUGUAAAAAAAUCAAAAAUUUAUACAUUGUACUUCCAGAAUGAUAUUGAUUUAAUGGUUGAAAUAAAGUGAUGUGGCAUUAUUGUUUUUUAUGCUAGAAUAGAAAUAUAACAGGAUUAGGUGAAUAAAAGUUUCAAAUUUUGAACUAAAAACGCAAGCACUAAAAACUGGUUUUGUAAGAAAGUUUGAUAAUGAUCAUUUUUUAGUAAAACAUUAUUAAUACAACAUUGUACUGUCCAUGAGUAAUGAUUAAUGUUUUUUUUCUCUCUGAGUCUGAGUGACUGAUAAUCUAUUGAAGUAAUCACUAUAAAUGAUACAGUUUAUCAUAUAUUUAUUUAUAUAUAUCAACAUUACAGUGCUAUGGCCUUUAGUAAAAUUUUCAUUGUAUCACCAUUUAAAAGUUGUAUGUUUGCUAAGUCUGAUACAUUUAAGUACAUUUUUUGGUGCAUUGGUACUAGAUAAUUUGUACAUAGGUGGAAUUUUAAUAUUUUUCUGUCAGACAUUUAUAGAUUUACACACUUGACUUGAAGUUUUAAUAUCAACACUACCACUCUACCAGUGAUAAAAGACAGAAACAUUUACACUUCAGUAUAGCUCAGUAUAGCGUUUUUAAUUGUCAUGUACAUGUGUUUUCGUUUGGCUGAGUCUUGUCAGCUUAAAAAACAUUUUAGCAAAAAAGUAAUCAAGAAAUGCUGAGUUCAUUUAUUUAUCCAUGGUUACACAAUCUGCAAUAAUCUGGGGGUUUUUGUACAUUAAAUAGUGUGAAUACACCAGUAUGUUGUACAAUGUUGGUAAAAGCACCAUUAAUAUACUGUAACCCAACGAAUAUUCGCGACCAAUUAAUAUUCGCUUUAUUCGCGGAUGGCCACGAAGCGCGAAUAUUUGUUUGCGCGAAUAAGUCCGCAUGAUUUCGCGAAUAAAGUUGGAGAGAAAUUAUUAUUUUAGACAUUGUUCAUGCAAAGCUACUUGACCGGA
Ruditapes philippinarum (Manila clam) is the source of this 2419-nucleotide messenger RNA. Its product is annotated as ADP-ribose pyrophosphatase, mitochondrial-like. Bases 89 to 1138 code for a protein of 349 amino acids. The record is from RefSeq and is a predicted model, not a curated record. Gene Ontology annotation, molecular function: ADP-ribose diphosphatase activity. Lineage: Eukaryota; Metazoa; Mollusca; Bivalvia; Venerida; Veneridae. The transcript is spliced from 8 exons.